Thyridium curvatum is the source of this 1143-nucleotide messenger RNA. RefSeq lists its product as uncharacterized. The transcript is spliced from 3 exons. The record is from RefSeq and is a predicted model, not a curated record. Lineage: Eukaryota; Fungi; Ascomycota; Sordariomycetes; Thyridiales; Thyridiaceae. Bases 1 to 1143 code for a protein of 380 amino acids.
AUGGUCUCCCACAAUGGAACCGGUCGUGAGGAGACAAGUCAUGCUAAUGUAUGGCCUCGUGUUAGAAAUCUCCUCAUUGGAGGCGCCGCUUUAUUCGUUUGUUUUCAGGCUUACGGGACCUUUGUUGUCGACCCAUGGCUCAACUGGAUCGAGAGGCAGAUGGACAACUUGUCCGACGAAGAGCUGAACGAGAUCGACAAGAGCGAACGAGAGCCGCUAUUCAUACCUUUUCCCCUCACCAUCAGGUCUGUACCGAGGGAGCCAUACCGGGGGACAGACCCAGAGUGGGCACAGUUUGUGAAGAUCAGUAAAGACAAGGAGCUGCAGAUGCGCAUCCUCAAAGAACUAGCAGAUACAGUGCGCUCAGUCGCCGAGGCCAACCCCCUCUUAGCGCAGAAGUGCGGCAAAAGCUGGAAGAUUAGGAGAUGGUGGAUGGAUGUGGACUACCCUUACCGGCCGCCGCCAAAGUAUCAACGCUCUGGGAUUGAGAUAGGAGAAAAGGAUAUCACAUGGGCGAGCCGAGAUAUCGAUUCGACGACAGCGAUGCGCAUCCAGCGUAUCUUAUGGCCAUCGCCGAUGGCAUCCUCCAUGUUCAGCUUUGCGGGAACUCUGUUCAAGCAGAACAUAUUUGACGCUGCAAGAUACUUUGGGUAUCACCCGAGCGAGAAUCACAAGUUCAGCGACGGACCAAACCCAGCGAUCAAGCGCACCAUCGAGCGCCUGCAGCAACAGAGCACCAAGAACCCACAGGCCAUCAAAGACCCGAGGACUUUGGCAAAGCAGCAAACACCUGAAGGGACCCCGGCUAUCGGCGCGGAGACGUCCCCGGCAGCAACCGCCGACGGCACACCUCGAAGCCCGAGCCCCAAAGAUAUGUAUCCUUACGACCGCGUGAAGGCAAACAUCAACGGCGCGUGGACCGAGAUGAGGAAGCGCCUGGCGCAGAAAUGGAGACCUCUCAGGGAGCUUCCUCCUCCCGGCUGCAUUCUGGUCUCUGGCUUGGUUGAGCUCGAGACCAACAAUGCGUACAUUGUUAUCGACGUCUACUCUUGGUGGGACCCCAAGACCCGCAAAUACGAUUCCAAGUCGAUGUGGAUGGGUCUCCGGAGGAUGCAGAUGAAGCAACAGGUGCCUCAUAGGUGA